CUCUAGUUUCCAAAGUUUUUUUUUUUAUGAGGAGCUAUGGGCAGCUGAUAGGCAAAAAAGUGAGUUUCUGUCGUAUUAGCCGCCAAAAUAACAGAUGGAUGACAUCAAUGUACUACACCACAGAUGCCUCCUGAAUCUGAGACGUCGAAUCAGAGACAUUGGGGAUGGGCGCCCUGCACAGGAACGAUACAUGAGGCUGCAGAAGGAUGGAGACACGCUCAGUUACCAAGGGAACUCUGAGGAGGUGGGUUGCUAUGUGGCAGGCCAUCCUUUAUCAAAGGGAAACUGCUACUUUGAGGUGACAUUAGCGGACACAGGGGUGAGGGGUACCAUUGCUGUGGGCCUGGUGCCUAAAUUCUACAGGCUGGACCACCAGCCUGGCUGGCUGCCAUACUCUGUAGCUUACCAUGCUGACAACGGCAAGUUAUACAAUGGCAACCCUGUUGGACAGCAAUUUGGGCCAAAGUGUGCUCGUGGUGACCGCAUUGGCUGCGGAAUACACUCAGAAAAUAUUGAAGCAGGUUUUACGAUAGUCUUUUUCACCAAAAAUGGCAAUAAGGUGGGCUCAGUGGAGGUUCCCGUUUCUGCAGAGGGGCUGUUCCCCGCUGUAGGGAUGCACUCCAUGGGGGAGGAGGUGAAGGUUGACCUGCAGGCAGAGUGGUUCCUGGAGGAAGAUGAAAGUAUGAUGAUGGUGGACAGCCAUGAAGAUGACUGGGGGCGGCUUUUUGACGUCAGGGUUAGCGGCACGCUCUUGGAGUAUGUUGGCAAAGGAAAGAGCAUCAUGGACGUGGGUUUGGCCCAGGCCCGCCAGCCACUCACCACCCGCUGCCACUACUACGAAGUGGAGAUUGUUGAUGCUGGGGAGAAGUGCUACAUCGCCCUGGGCCUGGCGAGAAGGGAUUACCCCAGGAACAGACACCCGGGAUGGAGCCGAGGAUCGGUGGCGUACCACGCUGAUGAUGGCAAGAUCUUUCACGGCAGCGGCGUUGGAGACGCGUUUGGUCCUCGCUGCUUGAAAGGGGACAUCAUGGGCUGUGGCAUCAUGUUCCCACGAGACUACAUCCUGGACGGAGAAGGUGGUGACGUGGGCGACUGGGAUCGCAUGGAGGUCCGUCCGGGUCACGCGGGCGUCCAGAACGUCCUGUACCUCAACGAUGACGAAGAGGAGGAGGAGGAGGAGGAGGAGGAAGAUGGGGAAGACGUAGAGCAGGGACAGGAGGGCAGGAACGUCACGGUGUUCUUCACGAGGAACGGGAAGCUGAUGGGCCGGAGGGAGAUGGGGGUCCCACCCGGUGGCCUCUACCCCACGGUGGGGAUGCUGAGCAGCGGGGAGAAGGUCAAAGUGGAUUUGCAUCCCCUCAGUGGAUGAGUUGAGCCCGGGAACUGAAACUCGUGAUGCCCUGCAAACAGCUGGCUGCACUGUGGAGCUCACCCCGCGACGGCCCGGCGUGCCGCUAACACUCUGCCAGAACAGCCGCUCACAUGCACGUCUCGCUGUCGACAUCCUCGACGCCCGCCUCUGCUUUUAUUUAUAAGACCUGUACAUUUUCACAUGUUCACAAACGGAUUGUCCUCCUGGUUGUACAGUAGCAGAGAGGUCGUACAGGAGCUGUGUAAGUUACGGCAUGCAGGAAUAGACAGCUGCACCUCUUAGCUACAAAAAAAAA
This is a messenger RNA of Anarrhichthys ocellatus (wolf-eel), 1667 nucleotides long. RefSeq names its product SPRY domain-containing protein 3-like. The coding region runs from base 95 to 1369 and encodes 424 amino acids. NCBI's taxonomy places the organism in Eukaryota, Metazoa, Chordata, Actinopteri, Perciformes, Anarhichadidae. The transcript has 11 exons. Gene Ontology annotation, molecular function: protein binding. The record is from RefSeq and is a predicted model, not a curated record.